AAAUUGGUAAUUAUGAAUUCUGUUGUACGAAAAAUGACAAUUCAGCGAGGACAGCAUGGGCUUGGAUUUAUUUUGUCAAGCCAAGGUCCAUGUAUUGUGAGCUCAGUAAACCAAAAUGGUCCAGCUGAUAAAGCAGGCUUAAAGACUGGAGAUGAAAUACUGGAAGUAAAUUCAGUUGAUGUUUCAGAUUUAAAACACGAGGAAGUCAUACAAACUAUUUUGCAUUAUAAAUCACAAUAUUUUGAAUUUAAAGUCAAGACUUUUUUCAAUGAAAUCGAUGAGUUGAAUUCCAGCAACGCGUCACGCAAAAACAGCCUUUUUGAUAACAUUAGUCGUGUUGUAAAAGGUGUUCGUCGUACAAGCCUUAUGUUUGGUAGUCCUCCUGCUGCGAAGAAAUUUAAUAAAUCAGAUGAAGAAAUUGAUGUUUUUCAAAACUUAUUUAAUAUUACAAGUGAGACUAAGCCUGUUCAAAAACCAAGACAAAUUGAUAAUUUAUCUCAUAGAAGAGUUAUCAGGGGCAGUGAUUAUGAUUUACAGGAAAGAACAAAUGAAUGCGAGUCCAUACAUACAAGUGAAGAAUCUUUAAAUAGAAGCUCCAUGACUUUAAUGGAUAAUAGUUCAACUCAAGCACUUAAUCUCUCAAAUUUAUUUGGAAUAAAAGACUUAGAAAAUUCAUUAGGUGAAACUGUUUUAUGUUCAAAUUUAACUCCGGUAAAAUCAGAAGGCUCUAGCUUUAACUCAGUGUACAAUGCAAUUGUUUAUUACCAAUGUACUGUUGAAAUGCCCAAAGUUACUAAUUUGCCAACUGCUAGUUUAAAUACACUGAAUAGUUGUGUUUAUAAGAUACAAAGGAGUUCAAAGUCAACACGUAGCCUUAUAUUGUUAUCGAUAUCAGCAUCUGGUGUAAAACUUUCUAACCCAAUGGGUAAAGAAAUUGUAACAUACCCCUUAAGGACUUUAGUUUUUAGUGGAAUAUGUUCGGAGGAUCGUCAAUAUUUUGGAUUAGUGACGCGUAAAGUGCUUUCUGAUCAGUCUCCGGCUUUGUCAUCUUCAAAUUCACAACAUUCAUUAAAAGCUAAAAAUGUUAUACUGAGCUCAUGCCAUGUAUUUAUGAUUGACCUUAACUUGGUUAAGCAUAAAGCUCACAUUGAGACAGCUGCACUGUUUCACAUAUCCUGUACAUCUGAACCAAAUGUUGAAGGAUGCAUAGAGUUCCCUUCUUCUGGAUCAUUUAUUUUACAGAAACUUAAUCUGUUUUAUGAGAAUAGGCAAAGAGACUCAAGAAACUCUUCUGUAUCAUCACUUGGCUUAUUCACUACUUCUUCGACUCCAGACAAAACAAUAAUAUCUAAUACUCUGGAACGACUAAGGGGCAAUUCUUUUAACCAAACACCAAAAGACACAAAGAAAUUGAUGAUUAACCCACCAUCAUCUUUAGCUGGUCUAAAUGAUGAUGAAAAGGAGGAAAUCAUUAGAGAAGUCACUACACAACUUGUUGACGUUGAUGAGAACAGUAUUUCCAGAGAGUACUAUCAAUUUCCUGGGAGGUCUGGAAGAAGGAAGUCGGCACCAGACACAGAAGCAUGCGCCAGUGUUGCACGAAGCCAUUCUCUUCACAAUGGAAAUUUACUGGCAAGUUCUUUGAGAUCAGACCAGCGAAAACCACCACUUGCACCAAGUAGAAAUUCAUCUAUUCCAAGAAAUCUUUCUGAGAUGACAUCUAAAAAUGGCUCAACCUUUUUUACUGGCAUCAAAAGAACGUUUGGCAGAAGAAGAAGUGAGGGCGUGGUUUCACCUAACCAAAACAUCAAGGACUUUUUGAAAGGAAACAAGAAAAAGGAAACACCUUCAAGCACGCUAAGAUAUGAACAACGCAAAGACACAAACGAAAAUGUGAAACGGUUGAGUCUUACAAGCGCGUCCAGCGAAAUUUCACUAAAUGAGCCGACCACUCGAGUUGAAGGCUGGGCUCGUUCAUUCGAACGGUUGUUGUCGGAUGCAGUGGGUGUGCGUUGUUUUCAGGAGUUCUUGAAGAAAGAAUUCAGUGAGGAGAAUGUUUUGUUUUGGAUAUCUUGCGAACGAUUCAAACUGACUAAAGAUCUAGAGAAGAUGAAGAUACUUGCAAACGAUAUUUACCGCAAUUAUUUGUCGCCAAAAGCUCCAUACCUUGUGAAUGUGAAUCAAGCUGCAGUGAAGAAAGCUCAAGAAAAUUUAAACACACCACACAGCGAUAUGUUCACCAUACCUCAAGAGCAGGUGUUUCACUUGAUGAAGUUUGACAGUUAUAAUCGUUUCCUGAAGUCCGAGUUGUACCAAGAAUGUUUGCAAGCCGAGACUGAAGAUCGUCUUUUCCCUUUUGAAGAUGAAAUUGAUGAAGAGCUAAGGAAAAAGCCUGCAUGGGUGAAAAAAGGAAAGACCAGUGCUAAUGAUAACGACAAGAAAAAGAACCUACUAAAUUUUUUAGGACGGACGACGAAGUCACCAGUUCCUGACAGACGGAAAGAUCGAUCAUCGUCUCUUGGUACAGUGGAAGAAGCGUUUCGAAGGAAUGGAUUGUUGUCUCCUGAUAAUAAUGGUCACACUUCGAAAGAUGCGCAGCUGUGGGAUGGUCUGCACUCACAAUCCAAAAGUUCGUUCCUGCGUGUCAUCUUACCUGACGGAACGUCGACGAUGGUGGUCGCCGAAAAUGGCCAAACUAUUAAACAAAGUCUGCAAGAUAUUUGCGAGCAGAAAAAAAUUGCGUUGCAAACGUUUGAUGUUACCGUUGGAUUUGAAAAACAUAUCGCUCAUCUUGAUAGCAGCAUCUCUUCACUGCAAGAUAAUGUCAUCUUCUUAGAAAGAAGAGUUCUUUUCAGAUUUGACUUGCCGAACGGUCGAUCGGUAGGCAUUAAAGCGAACCCUAGCAAAACCUUACGUGACGUUCUGCAUCCAGUGAUGAAGAAGAAUGGUUUUAACUUGGAUUACUACAAUGUGCACGUGAUGAAUUCGAAAACUAAUCUCUCUCUGGAUCUACCCAUAUCUGGUGUCGAAAACAAACGAAUCGUUACAAAGCUCUCACAUAAGAAACUAGAGAAACAAAAUUCAGAUGCAGCAUCCAAGCCACCAAUGCCGGAUUUGCGAGCAUCGUUUCGAAGGCUUCGCACAAAUAGUUUCAAGGAAAAUGAAAAACAUAAAGGGGAUAGGCGGGGUUCGUUGGAUCGCGUAGAUCGAGAUAAGUUAACUCACAAAAAGGCUGAGGAAUUAAAGAGCGAGGAAAAACUGUCACGGAAAUUUAGCAACGAAAUGAAGCAUUUGAUUCUUGGCAGGACGAGAAGCGCGGACGAUGAUGGUGCCAGUGCUUUAAUGUCAGUCCUUCAAAAAUCACAGAGUGGUCGAUUAGAUGACCAGCGUGGAAUGAUAACACGUGACAUCGAGUUGCCGGAAUUUCUCAAAGUCACCAACUUUAGCACGCCAUCUCCAGUCCGUAGCAAGCCAAUUACUUCUGUUGCUACUCACUCAAGUUCAGCACAAAGUAGCCCGUCUAGAGGGGCUAGUCAUUAUCCAGCGACUCCAGUUGUUAUUGAUGAAAACGUCGGUCACUUUUGUUCGGGUGAUCCCAUUCUUAGAAAAUCUGAUCUCUCCCUUUCGCUUUCUCUGAACAGUUCGUUAAAUAGUGGUCGACCAAGUCUUUGCUCAGUUAGAAGUUGGAAGGAGCUAUCGAGUCCUGAUCGCGAAUUAAUCGAUAAAACAUUUUUAAGCGGAGAAAAUGUAAACGGGGCUUGCUCAAAUGAAAACAAUAAAGGAACCUUACUUGAACUUUCACGUAGCGAUCCAGCAUUAAUAAAGCAACAUAUAAAGAAAAGAGUUUGCAAGGAAAAUUCUGCACCGCCUUUUUCACCGUUUCCGUUUACACCAGCAUCUAACAAGGAUCCGGAUGUAUUAGACGUUGAUCUGCUUUCGCCAGGCAGCUAUACAUCCACUCCUAAUAAGUUCCCUACGUCUGAUUUAAUACCAUGGACCUAUCGCGAUAGAGCUCGCAGCUUUGACGAAUGCGAGUUGAAGGGUGGUGAUAAACAACAAUCUAUUUAUAAUACUUUACCGUCAAAUAAACGACUACCAAUUAGCACGUUUAACGAGAACGAUGUGUUGCGCGGUUUAGAAGUAGCUGGCUAUGAAGUCAUACAAGAGCCAGAGAAUGAAAAUACUUUAACUUCAGAAGCUUCAACACCAUCUACGUUGGACACCUCCCGCGUCCAACCAAAUGGAAAAAUUCCUUCAUUGUCAAAAUUUACAGCACCAAAACCGACUGGUAUUUCCGAAACGCGAAAUGACUUACGAGAAAACGACAACGGUUUGAGGUUAGACAUUCACAAAAAUAAAACCAUCGACAGACUGGGUUCAGUUGAUAUCUUGGAGUACGAUUUAUCGCCCAGGGCCAGCGAAGUUCAUCGUUUAAAAGAUAUAUUUGAAUCGACAUCAAGUUCUGUUUCCCAUGAUAAUGUUUUUAAGUCGAACGUUAUUCCUACACCCGAAAAAGGAAAGUUACUAAAAGGCGAAACAAUACGGGGGAGACAGAAUGAAAAAAUAACCUUUGUGUGAAUAAUUAUUGUUUAUUCUAUUUAACGCUCUCUUAAUUAAACUACCGAGGUCUUUCCAACUUUUUUAGUCAAGUUUUUUUUGCAGUUGCUCCUACUGUAGUGUUUAGAAAUGGUCUUCUUCAAAAUUUAGACUUCCGUUGUUCAUUUGUUCACAUGCAUAGACAUUCCUAGCAUAUAUAUUCUCAAGUGAUCCAUUGAUAUAGUCUUAAUAAAUAUUCCAUACAUUGUAGUACUGGCAGCGUCCCCUUUGACACGUGACACAGUAAUACCAAGUUAGAAAAUGAAUAGGUUAAUCUAAAUUCUCUAAUUUUUUUAGGGAAAUUUUUGAAUGACAAUUUUACAUUUUAUGCCCAAUAUAUCUGAUGUAUUAAAAGGUUUUUCUUAAAAAAACAAAGAUUUUUUAUAUAAUGUUUUUGUGUAUAUAUUAUAUAUAUUAUAUAGAUGUUUUAUACUUAAGUUUU
Molecule: messenger RNA, 5038 nt
Organism: Hydractinia symbiolongicarpus
Lineage: Eukaryota; Metazoa; Cnidaria; Hydrozoa; Anthoathecata; Hydractiniidae
Product: regulator of G-protein signaling 12-like
Exons: 19
Coding region: 13-4578 (1521 amino acids)
Biological process (GO): signal transduction
Molecular function (GO): protein binding; GTPase activator activity
Source: RefSeq, a predicted model, not a curated record